GUACGACGACGAGCACGGGUCCCUCGAUCAACUACGUGUCAAGAGGACGAUAUCACUGACGUUUGCCCUCUUUGUGCAUGUGUGAAAGCGCAUUCAAUUUGUCUUCUUUGGGAUCAAUCGCAUUCACCUGGUCCUGAACAUCGAUACAACACCGAGGUCGACACAGCAAUACCCGUAACAUACAGCAGCUAUGGUCGACGACAAAUAUAUCGGCCUCGCCCUUGCGAUCUCCUCCUCAGCGGCCAUCGGCACCUCCUUCAUCAUCACAAAAAAGGGUCUCAUGGACGCCCAGCGCCGACAAACCUUCGCGCAGAACGAUGAGUAUGCAUACCUCAAGAACCCCAUCUGGUGGGCAGGAAUGAUCACCAUGAUUAUUGGUGAGAUCGCGAAUUUCGCUGCGUAUACGUUUGCGCCGGCGAUUCUGGUUACGCCGUUGGGUGCUUUGUCGGUGUUGGUCGGAGCUAUGCUUGCCAGUGUGUUCUUGAAGGAGGAGUUGGGACCGCUUGGACGGUUAGGAUGUGCGAUUUGUUUGAUUGGGAGUAUUGUCAUUGUACUACAUGCUCCGGAAGACAAGGAUAUUCAGACCGUGGACGAGAUCCUGAACUACGCUGUUCAGCCAGGAUUCCUCUUCUACUGCUUCAUCGUCACUGUCUUCGCAACCGUCAUGAUCUACCGCGUAGCACCCCUCUACGGCCGCCGCAACCCCCUCGUCUACCUCUCCAUCUGCUCCACCGUCGGUUCCGUCUCUGUCAUGUCCAUCAAGGCCUUCGGAAUCGCGCUCAAGCUCACUCUCGCCGGUAGCAACCAGUUCACGCAUCCUAGUACGUAUGCGUUCGCAAUCGUCGUCGCCGUGUGUAUCUUGACCCAGAUGAACUACUUCAACAAGGCGCUGGACCAGUUUCCUACCUCAUUGGUCAACCCAAUCUACUACGUAACCUUCACAACCUGCACCCUCUGCGCCUCCUUCAUCCUCUUCCAAGGUUUCAACACCACCUCCGCCGUCGACAUCAUCUCCCUCCUCUGCGGUUUCCUCAUCAUCUUCGCAGGCGUGUACCUACUCAACUUCUACACCCUCGACGCAUCCUCGAAACACCCGCCACCGCCGCAAGACUAUGACGGACUCCCGCUCGGAGGGGAUAUGCUCAAUGCCGGAAUCCAGGCACGGAGGUCGAUACAGUUGGACAGGAGUAGGAGGAGUAUUAGUGGGCAGGCUGGUGGUGGGAGAAGGGGGAGUGUUAGUGUUCGGGAAGCUAGGUUGGCUGGGUUUGCUGAGGAGGAGGAGAUGAUGGGGUUGGCGGAGUUGCAUGAUAGUGAGGAGGAGGAGGGACCUUCGGACAGUGCGGCGAGUGGAAGGAGGAGUUCGGGAAGGAGGGGCAGCAUGCCGUAUGGCAAGUAGUGAGGUGUGCAAAAUGGGAUAUGGGGGGAUGUAUAGAUACCACACUGCAC
Messenger RNA from Saitoella complicata NRRL Y-17804, 1446 nucleotides. Its product is annotated as DUF803-domain-containing protein. Lineage: Eukaryota; Fungi; Ascomycota; Saitoellomycetes; Saitoellales; Saitoellaceae. Bases 191 to 1396 code for a protein of 401 amino acids. The record is from RefSeq and is a predicted model, not a curated record. The transcript has 3 exons. Gene Ontology annotation, biological process: magnesium ion transport. Gene Ontology annotation, cellular component: membrane. Gene Ontology annotation, molecular function: magnesium ion transmembrane transporter activity.